AUGGCAGGAAGAGGGAGUGACCGCCACCAGGUCCAACCCCAACCCUUAGGUGGUCCUAUGUUUUGGUUCAACCCCUGCUCCAAGCAGGGAAAGAAUCACAAAGUGGUCCCGAGCAGCAGCUUGCCCCACCGGCUCUUCAGCAUCACAAUCUAUCUGGCUGAAACUAGUGAGACUUUCCCAUUAGCCGGGUGCUACAGUGACUUGACUGUGUUGAAGCUGAAGCACCAUCUGGAGCUGCUAACUGGUAUCCCUCUGCAUUUCCAACGUCUCCAGUACCUGGAUGAAGUAGAUCUGCCAGAUGAGUCUACGUUUAAGUACAAUGAUAUUGUCCCUGGCGGAACAAUUACUAUACGCAUCUGGCAACAAGAUGGCUGGGGGCUUCUCGUGGCAGCUGCUGCUGAAGGAAAUAUUACCCAGCUAAUGAGUUUAGGAGUUACAAAGGGAUCCACAUGCAGCACUCCAAAUUCACAGUUACUGAGACCAGAAGAGAAAAAGGAAUGGAUCGCACACCGGGCAUUCGUGGCACUGUACAUUGCCAGCCACAGAGGCCACACUGCAGCUGUAGAAUUUCUCCUGGAAAAUGGUGCAGACUUGCAUGUUAAAACACCAUUGGGGAGGACUGCUCUUCACGCUGCCACUGUCAUGGGCCGAUGUGACUGCAUUGAUCUGCUCCUUAGCUGGGGGGCACAAACUUCUGACCCAGACAAUGAGGGACAAAGUGCAGUGAGCCUAGCCCGUCUCUGGGGCCAGAAGCAAAGCGAACUCAGACUGUUCCGUUUCCAGUGGCAGCAGAGAGCAACUGGCACCACGUCACCCUCACCAAGUCAGAAGCUGGAUUCCAGGACACAGAGGUCUCAGUCACGUGCUAAACACACGUGGGCUAAUUUAUUUCGUGCUGGCCACUUUCAGGGGACAGUCAAUAAUUCUCCCAGAAAGCCACACGUUAAAUAUUGGGGGGAGGGGGAAAUCUGUGUGGUUCAGAUACUAAAUGAACCCUUGUGUUGGUGAUGCUGCAGCCUUGAUGACAGAAGGCUUGACAGCACAGCUCCCAGA
Molecule: messenger RNA, 1053 nt
Organism: Chelonoidis abingdonii (Abingdon island giant tortoise)
Lineage: Eukaryota; Metazoa; Chordata; Testudines; Testudinidae
Gene: ANKRD60
Product: ankyrin repeat domain 60
Molecular function (GO): protein binding
Source: RefSeq, a predicted model, not a curated record